Molecule: messenger RNA, 204 nt
Organism: Colletotrichum chrysophilum
Lineage: Eukaryota; Fungi; Ascomycota; Sordariomycetes; Glomerellales; Glomerellaceae
Exons: 3
Coding region: 1-204 (67 amino acids)
Source: RefSeq, a predicted model, not a curated record
AUGAACCCCUUCAAGAGCAGCAACAACCAGGCCAAUGCUGCCGGUCAGCCCAAGGAGGACCCCGUCGACAAGGCUUUCGACUUCGCUACCAAGAAAGCUGGCCACGACAUGCCCCGCAGCACGGAUGAGAAGAUCACCGAUGCUGGUCGCAACAUGUACGAGAAGGUGACUGGCAAGAAGGUCAAUCCCAAGAUUUCUAACUAG